Molecule: messenger RNA, 749 nt
Organism: Nilaparvata lugens (brown planthopper)
Lineage: Eukaryota; Metazoa; Arthropoda; Insecta; Hemiptera; Delphacidae
Product: activator of basal transcription 1
Exons: 3
Coding region: 1-591 (196 amino acids)
Biological process (GO): endonucleolytic cleavage to generate mature 5'-end of SSU-rRNA from (SSU-rRNA, 5.8S rRNA, LSU-rRNA); endonucleolytic cleavage in ITS1 to separate SSU-rRNA from 5.8S rRNA and LSU-rRNA from tricistronic rRNA transcript (SSU-rRNA, 5.8S rRNA, LSU-rRNA); endonucleolytic cleavage in 5'-ETS of tricistronic rRNA transcript (SSU-rRNA, 5.8S rRNA, LSU-rRNA)
Cellular component (GO): nucleolus
Molecular function (GO): RNA binding
Source: RefSeq, a predicted model, not a curated record
AUGCGGAGAUACAAUUUUUCAAUUGGAGACAUAUUAUUUCCUGUACAAAAAGUAUAUUGCCAAACAAUAUUAGGCUACCUGUUUUUUGCACUUUUGAAUAGUUUUAAAUUUUUCCAUGAUUGGCUAUUUUUAAUUUAUUUUACAGGAGCAUCAAAGAAAAAGAAACAUUCGGCACAUUUUACCGAAGGAUGGGUGGAAUUUCUUAGUAAACGUGUUGCUAAAGAAGUGGCCGCAAACCUCAAUAAUCAGCAAAUCAGUAGCCAGAAAAAGAGUCGAUAUUAUGACCACAUUUGGAACAUCAAAUAUUUACCAAGGUUCAAAUGGAUCCAUUUGAGUGAGCGAUUAGAGUACGAACGAGCAGUUUACAAGCAGAGAAUGCGAGCAGAAAUCGCCCAAGUCAAACGAGAGGCUUCCAACUUCGCACAAAAUGUCGAGAUAAGCGAGAAGUUGGCUAAGAAGAAGUUGAAGAAUCCUGGGAAUGUUGUGCUCCACUACAAACAGCGCAAGACCAACGACGAAAUUUUGAAGAGUAAAUCCUCUGAUUCGAAAGAUGAAGAUAGAACGGAGUUUCUGUCAAGUUUAUUUGGGUGAUGGAUUCUAUUCUAAUGUACAAAGGAUUGUAUUUCUCUUUGGUUUUGAUUUUUCAACUAUUGGCUACCGUAAUGAUUUUAUUUGAAUAUCAUUUCUUGUGUGUUCUAAUACGCUUAUUAUAAGUUAGUUUUUACAAUAAAUUAUAGAUUAUAUAAUUA